Molecule: messenger RNA, 4068 nt
Organism: Lagopus leucura (white-tailed ptarmigan)
Lineage: Eukaryota; Metazoa; Chordata; Aves; Galliformes; Phasianidae
Product: scavenger receptor class F member 2-like
Molecular function (GO): scavenger receptor activity
Source: RefSeq, a predicted model, not a curated record
AUGCUUGGCGUGUCCCCCGUCCACGCUAGGGAUUUGGGAUUGCUAGAAGCGCUCGAUGAGCCCCCACACUUCCUGACUGUGUCCCUCUGAGGGAGUUACGAGUGGCUGCCGCUGCGGGCACCGCUGGGCUGCCGGAGCCGGGCACAGCCUCCAUCGGGGCUAUCGGGACUCCGGGUCCUGCCGUUCUACACCCGCACCGCCGCUCCGCAGCCCGCACACCGCUGCCGUCGGGGCUCGGGGCCGGGGUCGGACGCGGGGAGGAGGCGGCGGCGGCGGCCCCCGGAGCCUGGCCCGCCGUCAGGGGAACCAAUGCGGAAUUUCCUGGCUGCCGGCGGGGCCCCUCCCGCCGCCGCCGAGAGGGGCGCGGGGGAGGCGGCGGCGGCGGCGGCGGCGGCGGCGCGGAGCUCGCACUGCAGUUUCCGUCCGCCGAGAGCGGCCGUCGGGCAGGGCAAGGCAGGGCAGGGCAGGGCGGCACCGGGCACCGCGCAGCCGAGCCGAGCCCCGUAUGGGAUGGGCCGGGUCGGGCCGGGCCCCGCCGCGCCGACGGCCAUGGCGGCCCUGGGGCUGCGGCCGCCGCGCCCAAAAGGAGCCGCGGUGCCGCUGCUGCUGUUGGCGGUGCUGAGCUGCGGAGCCGCGCAGGAGCUGAGCCCACGGGGCAGGAACGUGUGCAGGGCUGCAGGCUCCUCGGUGCUCGUGUGCUGCCCAGGAUGGAGGCAACAAGGAAGCGAGUGUCUGAUAGCCGUCUGCGAAGGGAAUUUCACCUGCAAGGAGAACGAGGUGUGCGUGAGACCCGGCGAGUGCCGCUGCCGCCACGGCUACUUCGGUGCCAACUGCGACACCAAGUGUCCCCGUCAGUUCUGGGGCCCCGACUGCAAGGAGAUGUGCAGCUGCCACCCCAAUGGGCAGUGUGAAGAUGUGACGGGUCAGUGCACCUGCAACCCCAACCGCUGGGGCCCCAAAUGUGAGAACAUCUGCCUCUGCAAGCACGGCAAAUGCGACCAGAAGACGGGCAAGUGCACCUGUGAGCCCAACUGGUGGGGUCCCCAAUGCUCCAGCUCCUGCUAUUGCAGCCACAAUUCCCAGUGCGACCAGCAGACAGGAAACUGCCUGUGCCAGCCGGGCUGGUGGGGCCGUGGCUGUAACAACCAAUGCUCUUGCAACAACUCACCCUGUGAACAGUUCACCGGACGCUGCCAGUGCCGUGAGCGCACCUUUGGGCCCCGCUGUGACCGCUACUGCCAGUGCUACAAGGGGAAGUGCAACCAGGUGGAUGGCACCUGCACCUGUGAGCCGGGCUACCGCGGCAAGUACUGCCGUGAGCCGUGCCCAGCUGGCUUCUAUGGGCAAGGCUGCAGGAGGAGGUGUGGGCAGUGCAAGAGCCUGCAGCCCUGCACCGUGGCGGAUGGGCGCUGCCUGACGUGCGAGGCGGGUUGGAAUGGCACCAAGUGUGACCAGCCCUGCUCACCUGGUUUCUAUGGGGAGGGCUGCGAGAAGCUCUGCCCCCCCUGCAAGGAUGGCCACACCUGCAACCAUAUCAAUGGCAAGUGUUCACACUGCAACCCCGGCUGGAUUGGAGACAGGUGUGAAACCAAGUGCCGCAACGGGACGUAUGGGGAGAACUGUGCCUUCGUCUGCAGCGACUGCGUCAGCGGCGAAUGCCACUUCGAGACGGGCCGCUGCCUGUGCCGCGCCGGCUCCCACGGCACAUACUGUAACCUCACCUGCCCGCCCGGCCACUAUGGAGCCAACUGUGCUCAAGCCUGCAGCUGCCACGACGGUGCCUGCGACCCGCUGACAGGCGCCUGCCACAUGGAGGCCAACCAACGGAUGGGGGUGAUUGGGGCCGGAGCUCUGCUGGCGCUGCUGCUCAUCCUCCUGCUGUCGCUGCUCUGCUGCUGCUGCGUCUGCCGCAAGAAGGAUGAAGGGCACGGAGCAAAUCAGGACCCAGUGGCAGCCAAGAAGCCUCCGAGGCGCUUGUGUGGGCGCUUCAGCCGCAUCAGCAUGAAGCUGCCACGCAUCCCCCUGCGCCGCCAGAAGAUGCCCAAGGUCGUAGUAGCUCAUCACGACCUGGAGAACACACUGAACUGCAGCUUCAUCGAGCCACCUUCAGUGGUGGAGCAGCCUUCCCCGUCCUGGUCAUCCCGUGGUUCCUUCUCCUCCUUUGACACCACGGAUGAGGGGCCAGUGUACUGCGUGCCCCAUGAAGAGAGCGUGGGUGACAGCAGGGACAGAGCACCGUCCUCCAGCCCCGGUGAGAAGCUUGUGGCCCCAGCCAGCGGGGAGGAGGCAGCUGAGUACAGCUUCCUGAAGGAGACGGGCUCUGUCAAGGCCUUCCAUGCCGACAGCAGCGAAACACCCCUGCUCAAGUCCUCGGACAGCGAGCGCUCAUCCUGCGGGUCAGGCUCGGCCAGCGCCGCGCUCUAUGCCAAGGUCGCCCGCCUCUCCAAGCAUUCCAAGGAGGAGGAGGAGACAGCGCUGUCCCCAGAGAGAACCAAGCCCCGUCCUCCCGACCCGUCCACCAAGCCCAAGGUAUCCUGGAUCCACAGCCGUUACAACUCCAGCCAGUCCAACUCGCUGCCCAGCCGCUCCCCGGAGCCAGCAGCCGCCCGGCCCAGCAGCCCUGAGCAUGGCCAAGGUUUGGCCAAGAGGAAGAGGAGCCCCAGCGAGACGUCAGCUGGUGUGCAUGGCAAAGCAGAGGAGAAGGGCAGCGGUGGCACACGUGGCAAGGAGAGACCGCAGAAGCACGCCAAGGAGCCCGGUGUCCCCGAGGGCAAAGCCAACCUUGCCACAGAGCCCCAGUCGCCUUCAAAACCCAAGCAGAGGAGCAAGGCCAGCUCAGAGCAGAUGGAGAAUAUCAACGGGGCGGUGCAGAACGCCUUCAAAAAGAUGGGCGGUUUCCAUGCAGAGCGGCGGGCCGGGGAGGCGCCACGCAGCCCCAGUGCCGGCAAGCCGCGCUCCGACACUCUCCAUCCCCACCUGGCCUCCGAGGCGGCCACGCUGCUGGCAGCCCAGCUGAAGGAAAAGACUCAGAGCCUCAACAAGGCGGAGGGCAGCGCCCGGCCCAACGGGGUGGGGGCCCAGCGGGAGAAGCCCACUCCACCCCAAAAAGCCAAGCGUUCGGCAGCCGCCGGCAGCCAGAAGGCCAGCAAGCCCCUGCUGCCCACCUCUCCCAACCUGCAGAAACUGAUCCCCGUCACGGCCGAGCCGGCGGCUGGGGGCGAGCCCAGGCGGGUGGAGAAACAAACCGCGGUCAGCAGCCAGGACCCGGCUCCUCCGGGCGAGCAGACGGUCAAGAAGACACCCAUUAAAAAGCCCCCCAGGAAGAAGAGCCGAGAAGCCACCCUGGAGCCGCCCAAAGCAGCCGUGGUGCCCACGCAGACGGUGCCGUAAUGGGGAGCUGGGCACCUGGGAAGGACUUGUGGUGCCUGGACUGGAAGAGCCCCCAACCUCCUCAUUCCACAUCUCUCCCCUCAUCUCCUUUUCUCCUGUCAGCCCAUCUCCUCCGCUGUCCCUGGACCUGGUACCCCCCCGGCGCUGUGCUCUCCACGCAAGGAUGCAGGAGCCGGGGGCCCCCCCUUUUUUUGUAGCAGUAUUAUCGAUCGCAUAAGCAGUGCUUGUUGUACUAGACGUACCCAUGUUAUAUUCUGCAGUAACGGAGCCGCUCGCUUCCCACGCCCCACUCCACUCUGCCAGGUCCCCACCGCAGCGCGGGGGCAAAGGGGAUGGAUGACACACGGGGCCAUCGCCGGGGACAUCCCCGUGUCCUCACCCAGACCUCCCUGCACUGCCACGUCAGCUUCUCCCCUCUCGGAGGUGCAGCCCCCGGUGCCGCCGCACCGCUCCCAGCGUGGGGUCGAGCUGGUUUCGACCGAUGCCCCUGGCCCCAGGGCUGCUUGUGCUAGGAGCGGCAGCAGGAAAGCACUAUUUAAGGCCCGGGCUGCACAGCACUUGGGGAAGCUGUUGUGGCUUCAGGAGGGAUCUGGCCAGUGGAGUCAGGUAGAUGGGUUUGGUACGACAGAGCCUGGCAUCUCUGCAGAGCGCUUUUCUAAUAAAAGUGUAUUUCUUCCA